Molecule: messenger RNA, 1326 nt
Organism: Suillus fuscotomentosus
Lineage: Eukaryota; Fungi; Basidiomycota; Agaricomycetes; Boletales; Suillaceae
Product: nucleoside transporter-domain-containing protein
Exons: 4
Coding region: 1-1326 (441 amino acids)
Biological process (GO): nucleoside transmembrane transport
Cellular component (GO): fungal-type vacuole membrane; plasma membrane
Molecular function (GO): nucleobase transmembrane transporter activity; nicotinamide riboside transmembrane transporter activity
Source: RefSeq, a predicted model, not a curated record
AUGCGUGGAGACUCUCGUAUACGCUGGGUAUACUUUAUGCUAGGAGCCGCUACUCUGCUAUCAUGGAACGCAAUGAUCAAUGCGAAUCCAUUCUUCAUGUCGCGACUGUCGGGUUCACCACUGAGAACGUCAUUUAGUUCAUACUUGUCCAGCGUGUUUACCGCCAGCAACGUGGUCACAUUGGGAUAUGCGAUUAUGACCUCGAAACAGUCUUCCCCUUCCAGGCGCGCCUUCUGGUCCACUGCGUCCACCUCAGCCAUCGUCACUAUACUGUUUUUGACAACAUUCCUCCCCCUUAGCCCAGCUCCAUUCUUCUACUUCAUCAUGAUAAGCGCGUUCUGCUUGUCGGGCUGCGCGUCUUAUCUAUCGAACUCAGUAUUCGCCGGCGCGGCACUCUUUGGCGCACCUUACAUGCAAUCAAUGAUGUCUGGCCAGGCUGCAGUAGCCGUUGCUGUCAGCAGUGUGCAAGUCAUCAGUUCCGCCAUCUCAAUUUGGGGAACCACUCCAGUGGCUCUGGCCAUUGGUGAUACCGACCCUGAUGGUCAAGCCGAGGAGAAAUCUGCGCGUAUAUUCUUUGGAAUUUCCGCGUUGUUUAUGAUUGCUACGCUUCUCGCAUAUAAGUGGCUAGCAUCAUUACAAAUAUAUACAACCACUAUGGGAGCUCUCGAGGACAGCGUCAAAGCCCGAGUUGUCUCAGAUGAGGCUGACGAACGACAGCCUCUCCUGCCUGCGGCGCUGCCAAGCGCAGUUGAAGGGAACCAAAUUUUCCGUGUUCUCAAGACCAAUUUUAUUUAUAAUUUUGCUGUGGGAUUUGUUUUCACUGUAACUUUGGCUGUUUACCCAGCCAUCACUGUCACCAUCAAGCCGACGAAUCCGAAGACUCAUCCUUUAUUGUUUAGUGCUGUACACUUUUUGGUGUUCAGUUUCGGUGACUUUUUGGGACGAUACAUGUGUUCCUUCCCACGACUCAUAAUCUGGUCCGCUCGACGUGUUUUGGCUCUAACUCUCCUUCGGAUCCUGUUUAUCCCUGCGUUCCUUCUAUGCAAUGUGGAACUUUCGCUCCAUGUUACGCCGUUUAUCAGCUCUGACUUGGUCUAUAUGCUACUCUUGUGCGCUCUGGGCGUGUCGAACGGUUAUGUGUCUACUUUGUGCAUGUUAGGCGCGCCCUCGUUGGAACACAACUCGAGAUUGAAGGGCAGGCAGGAAGAUGUCGAUGUUGCUAGCACCGUCGCAGCUUUCUGUCUGAUAGUGGGAUUAGCAGUUGGCGGAUUUGCGAGCUUUGGAGUAAGGGCUAUCAUAUGCAACUGCGACCCGUUCACGUCCUAG